AGCACGCGUCGGUUUUGAAAUGACAGUUCGCGGCGUCUCAACAGCUGUUCGACCAUUAUCGCAACCUAAAAGCGCAAGUUUGAAUUAUUUGUCUUAUUGCACGUGUUUUAAGCUUAUUAAAUACAGUCGAGACUUUAGUUUAAAAAUUGAUUAAAUUAUGGACGAAGACGCAGGCGUCAGAGCCCCAGUGACCCGUUUAAGAAGGAGACUGUCUGUAGAACAGACUGAGGAGGGAAAAUCACCAGCAGUCAACACUCCAACCAUGAAAAGAGGAGGGAGGAGGACUGCAAAAUCUGAACUUGAACUAAUUGAUGAAAACAUUCCAGACAAUACAACAAAGAAAAGUACAACCAAAAAGACAGCUACAAAGGAUGUCACACUACCUGAAGAGAAGCCAGUGACUCCGGCUAGGCGUAGCGCAAGAGUUAAAUCUAACACCAGUAUCAUAUCUGAGACAGCUCUCGCAGUUAAUUCACCCAGAGCCAUAAGAGCUACACGAAGAGCAUCACUAGCUGGUAGUGAUGGUGAAACACCUCUUACACCUGUCAGACAAACUCGCAGAACUAGAAAAGAUUCAGCAUCCAGUGUUGAAAAAGAACCUCAACUUCCGCCUAAACAAGGAAUAAAAAUUACAGACGUUAUCGUUGAAGAACCUGAAGUUAAUUUAAUAAAAUUGACACCCCAGUCUGAAAUAGCAACUGAUCAAAGCAGUUCACCCAACAGCACUCGCAAAAGCCCUCGCCUUUUAGAGAAAAAAUACACUUCUCCUCACAAGGCAACAGUUGAAACAGUUGAGGAAUCUAGUAAUGCUAUACCAGUUGCAGAAACUACAGCAACCAUACCUACUAAAAAUUGUAGUAUUAUACUAGAGUCAAUAAGUCUAUCUUCACAAGAUACUGCAGAUGAGCCAACAAAUAAAACAGGUGCUCCUGAUGGUCAACAAAAUAAAACUCCACAAAAUAGACUUUCAAUAGCCAAUACCAAAUUUACUAAGGAACUAAGUGCAGAAGUCACAAACCAGGAAAAUUUGAAUAAAAGUUGGUCAGAUGCAGAUGAUAAGAAAACUACAAUAAAAAGACAGCGAACCAGAUCAUGGACAACUCUAUCAGCCUCAAAUGACAGUCAAUUUUAUAGUGAUAAUGAAAGCGCUAAAAAUAAAAUCAAAAACAGUAUGACAUCUCCUUCGCUGCUUCUGAAUAAAUCUGGAUCAGGAGAUGGUUCAUCAAAUAGAAGUUUAAACCAAAGUGUAUCCAAUAAAUCAGUUUCGAAAAGGGAAAAGAAAGACAGCGUGAACUUUGUAGUUGAAAGCAUAAAUGAACAUUCAGACAAAAUUACUAUUGACAAUAAUAUAGAAAAUAAAUUGGAAAAUCAAACACUAUCACUUUAUCAAAAUAACACAAAAAAUCAUGACACAAAAACAAGUGACCUCCUAGAAGAAGAGCCGAGUGGGGACAUAAAAACUGUGAUUUAUAUUGAAGAUUCUGAUUCAAAUUCUGAAAAGAUAAAUGAAAAGACAAGACAUGAAAAUGAGGACCAAUGUGUUCCUGUUGUAGAGCACACUGGUAAAACAUCUCCAAUAAAAGUUAACUUAUUCACAUCAGUUCUAGAUAAAAAUGAACAAAAUAUCUUCAACAAUAACGAGCUAACUCAAAGAAAAGAUGAACCAAUGGAUUGUGAACCAAUGGAUAUUGAUGAAACAAUACCUGAAAAUAUAAUAAUACCUGAAAUGGAAACCACUGAACUGAAUACAACAGGAAAGAAAUCCACUAGUGUCCACCUUGCUAAUUUAUCCAAUGAAGAAAUAUUGAAUAAAUUUGAAAAAAAGUCUUCCAUUACUCAAAGCUUGGAUAAAAGCGAAAUCGAAACGAAAAAUACUCUUAUAAUGUCACAAAUAAAGGGCACUUCUACAGAGGAUAUCAACAACGCAGUUAAAACCCCACAAGAUAUAAAUGACAAGCUCCUCUCGAAAUCUGUGGAUGAUUUAAACAUUACUCAAGAAAAUGAUAUCAAGAAAAAUUUAUCUCUGCAUUAUUCGACAAGUACCCCUUUGCAGGAUAAAAAUAUCAAGAAGUUUCAAGGAAUCCAUGAUAACAAUUCAUUUACUUCUACUCAAAACAUUGAAAUUAAAAAUAUAAACAACGAAUUAUCUAAUAUGUCUAAGGGUCAAUAUAAAAAUAUCUCAAAAACGGAAGAUAGUGAGUCAUUGGAGGCUGAAAAUUUAAAAGAAGCAAUUUAUACCGGAAAUGCAAAAAAUAAAGGGAAAGACAAAAAAUCAUCAAAAAAAGAAACAAGCAUUAUUCAAAGUGAAACUGCCUCCGCAUCAUCGAAAGAAGAAAUGGAAACUAAUAAAAAUGCAUUGAAUGAAAACCGUAGUAAAGUAAAUGACGAAGACAUACUGACACACAAACAGCAAAAUGAAAGCAAAUUAGAAGAUGUAUCACUUGAUAAAAAAUCGAUCAAACUAGUGCCUAAAAUUAAACAUUCCAAGAAAAAUGAAUCAAGCUCGGAAGAAUCGGUAGAAGAAGUUGAAUCAGAUGAUGACGCUGCAGAAAAAAGUAAUUUAAUUGAUUAUGAAGCACUGGAUGCUGGUUAUGAUUAUGAAUCUGGUGACAGUCAAGAUGAAAGUGAGCGACAGUAUCAAAAAGAUCAUGAGAUUCUAGACAAAGGUGAAACAUUAACAACAGAUGAGGAAUUCUCAGAUGACUCUGAUUACGAAAAAGAUUCAUUUAUAGUGAGUUCGAAUGAAGAAGAUGAAGAAUUAUUAGACGGUUCAGAUGAUGAUCUUUCUAUGAGUGACAAAGAACUUAAAAUGACCGCCAGGUCCAAGAAAAAAUACAAUGAACGAAAAGGUAAAGAACAAAGGGAAGCUUCCAGAGAGAUGUUUGAGUCACGUCAUAAAUUAAACUCUUCUGAUAAGAGUACAAAUUCAGAACCCAGUAAUACUAAAAAGAGCAGACGCCAACAGAUAAAUUCUUCAGAGUCCGAGGAAGAUAUUAAACCAAGAAAAAAUAAUAGAUUGAGAUUAGACUCAACCAAAGAGGCUAGCUUACUUGCAGACAAAAGCGAGCACAAGAUUUCAAUAAAGAAAAACAAACAGCUGCCUGAUAGCGAUAGCAGUAGCGACGAAAGUCUUCCAAAUGAAAGAGAAAUGACUAUUUGUAAUGAAACUAUAAAAGAAAGUGACCCAUUGCUUGCUCAGAUAAAAACAGAGCCAAAGACACCUCUAAGAAGUGUCAACUCUACCAUAGCAUUUAUUGAUUCUGAGGAAGUUGACAAUGACAGAGUUGAUAAAAAUGAGUCAACAAAGACUCAGUCCGAGUUUCUUGACCCUUUACAAGCUACAAUGGUCAGCGAUUAUGAUGAUGACUCGCUCAGUAGUGUUGAUGAAAACAUAAUACAGAAUUAUGACUCAGUUCUGAAAGAUUUAAACAAAAGCAACAAGGUCCAAGCUAAAGUAUGUGAUAUUUCAUUAAAUCUUGACAGUAAACGCAAGAGGAAAGAGAAGCCUGCUAUAGUUGACGAAUUAAAUUUAACUGAAGUGAAAUCUGACAAACCAAAGAAUAAACAGAAAAAAGAACCUAGUACUAUUGUUAACGAAAUAUUACCGCGAAAAGAUGACGACGAAGCCUCGUCGGAUUCUAUAGAUUUACAUUUAUUGUUCUCUGAAGACAGCAAUAGUAGUGAUACAUCUUCACAGCAAAAUAAAAUGAAGGCUGCUGGUACUGAUUCAGAAGAAAUUAUACCAUUGAAAAGAACGGAAGCAAAAACAGACAUUCGUGAAAGUCAAGAUGUAUGUGACAAAUCUACAAAUAAGUCAUUGGUCAAAACUCCUAACAGUGAAAAGAAAAAGAAGCGUCAGUCAGAAGCUCCUUUUGAAGAACAAACUGAAAAUGCGACCAACCAAUCGUUGAACAUUUCAAAAAUAAAGACACCGGACAGCCAAAAGAAAAAGACUGACAUCAAAUCACUUACAGAUAAUCCAGAGGUUAAAAUUGCAUCGAAAACCAGUAAGAAGAAACACAAGAAAACUGCUUCUAACUCCCUUGUAGUAGAUGACAAAACUCCAUCUAUAUCAGAUAAUCAAGAGGCUUCAAUUGAAUUAGAAACUAGUAAGAAGAAACACAAGAAAACUGCUUCUAACUCGAAUGCAGUAGAUGACAUAACUCCAUCUAUAUCAGAUAAUCAAGAGGUUUCGAUUGAAUUGGAAACCAGUGAAAAGAAAACACGCAAAAAACCUGCAUCUAACUCUUUCGUAGCAGACGAGACUCCCUCUAUACCAGUAGAUAAUCAAGAGGUUCCAAACAAAUUGGAUACCAAUGAGAAGAAAAAACGCAAGAAGUCUGCUUCUAACUCUUUCGCAGUAGACGAAACUCCAUCUAUACCAGUAGAAAUUCCUCAAAAUAUUGAAACUAGUUCAAAGAAACGCAAGAGACAUUCUUCCCUCAAUACGACAAAAGAAGAAAUUCUUCCUGCAGAUGUAGACACUGCCAAAGCAUUAAACCUAAACGAGUCAGUAGUUGCUAUUAAAAAGAAAAAACGCAAGAUCGCAACCCAGGAUGAAAUUCUAACAGUUGCUGAGACGGUACUAAUAGCGGAAAAACACAAUGAACCUUGCAACAAGAAACAAGACAAGAAAUCAGCGAGCAAUUCACAAAACAGCUCUACUAAAAUUGAUGAAACAAAUAAAAGAAAAAAUAAAAAACGCAAAGAACGAGAAGACGACGAAACAUCUUCUGCAAAGGUGCUGAAAGUAAAUAUCUUCGACAAAGUGCCUCGUCUACCACCCACCUUGUUGGAGAAAUUAGAGGAUGUACCACAUAAAGAAGUUCCUUCUAAGAAGCCUAAACUGAUUUCUACAACACAAUUCCAUGUUCAAGAAACAAAGAAGAGGAAGAAUAAACCAUCAAACUAUCUAGAAGAAAGUGUUUAUCUGAACGAGUCAUCUGAAAAUAGAAGAAACAAAAAGAAACAUCUUGAAAAACCAAAAGUGCUACCAUUUGUGCCCACCGCUUCAACCUCUUGCAGUGGUUUUACCACUAACUUCAAAAUUAACGUAUUACCCAGUGAUAUAACGUUUGGAGCCCAAUCAAACACAGUAACCAGUUUCAAAGACAAUUAUUUGUACGGUCGAAAAAUUAAGAAGUUAGGCACAUAUGACUUGUACAGAAAGCAGAGAAAUAUAAAAUUAUCGAAAUUUUAAUUUUAAUAAUGACAGUAACUAAGGGUACUUUUGGACGCGCCAGAACUAUAUCACAGUGUCAAAAAUGUCGCCUGGCACAAAUUUGUAUGAAAAUGUGUAUGUAUCCAUUUACACGCCCAACAGUGAUUGAAUCUGCAUUCAACAGCUAUAAUAUGCUCAAUACAGACAACAUAGUGGCCAGCAACGUAGCCUCACGCUGCACACGAAUGCCAAUCAAAUCCGACCAUUGAUACUCUGUAAUUUGUGGCUGCUAUAUAACACAAAUUCAGCUGGCGACAUUUUGCCACUGGUGGUAGUCCAUCUGAAUAAAAAUAAACCUGAAUAAUCCGCCAUAUUCGUUUAGUUGACUGAAACUUUGUGAGUCUAACGUCUCAUACUUUUCUUAAUUAUUAUUAUAUCCUGAUUUCUGACUUAUUUGAUUAAUUUUAGACAGACCCUUAUAUAAUAAUUAGGUUUACAAAUUGGCUGACGUUUUAAUUAUUGUUUAUAAAACUCAUUUUGUUACUACUCUAUUUUGUUACUAGACUUCUUUUCACUAAUUUUCAAAGAAAAUUCAUAAGGGGCCCGUGUUUGAUUUUAGAUUAUUUUGUAAGGUUUGUUUUAUUGUGGCUAAUAUUUAUGUUAAUAUACAUUGCUACCCCUAUCAUAAUGCAAUGCUUCCAGUGGAAAAGGAUAGGUUUAGAUUUAGAACUAACAAUUUAAGAGGUGUACAGAAUUAGCCACAUAUGUCAUUUUAAAGUUUUAUUACGUUUAGGCAAAACCUGGAGUUCCUAGUACAAUAUUAAUAAUGAAGUAUGUGAAGUAUACUUAAGAAAACUAACGAGAAAAUUUAUUGGUUCCUUUUCAGAUAUACACAAAUCUCUUUGAAUGAUAAAUUAACAAAUCCAAAAGGUGGUGUUAGUAUUGUUAUCCUAUUCAUGUGAGGACACAGGUUAACAUGUUUAUAUAUUUGUGUAUAACUGAAUUAAUACUUGACUUCUUAAUAUUAACCGUUGUGCAUCUACAAGUUAUACUUCAAAUACAUUUUUAAAAUAAAAUAGUUAAACAUAAUCAUGAUUGAACAAGGAACUUGUUAUAAAAUGCCAUAGGCUUUAAGAAAUUCAUGUUUCUUCUUUCAUACCCAUAUUAAUUCAUUGUUAUAAAAAUAGGUUAUAUUAUGGUAUUGCUUGAUUAGAAAUGAUUGUAAUUUAUAUCAUUUUAUUAGUGUUUUAUAAUUUUAAAUGUUUACCCACUGUUUAAGUUUCCCGCCAUAAAAUUGAAGUCACUCUAGAGGGCGCUGGCAUGUUAAGUGAAAAAGAGGUAUCGCCCAUGUGCCGUGUUUUCAAUUAUACAUUAAUAACGCAUUGAAAUUUUUACUUGAUUCAUUAAAUAAAAAUAUUCUUUCUUAAAA
This is a messenger RNA of Maniola jurtina (meadow brown), 6590 nucleotides long. RefSeq names its product protein slender lobes. The coding region runs from base 158 to 5200 and encodes 1680 amino acids. NCBI's taxonomy places the organism in Eukaryota, Metazoa, Arthropoda, Insecta, Lepidoptera, Nymphalidae. The transcript is spliced from 16 exons. The record is from RefSeq and is a predicted model, not a curated record.